AUGCUUUGCUCAGUGGGAUUUCCCUUUAAACCAGGUCCCGAUUACAAGGAGCUGGAUGUUCACCUUCGGAGAAUGGAGUCUGGGUUUGGCUUCAGGAUCCUGGGAGGAGAUGAGCCUGGACAGCCUAUUCUCAUCGGAGCAGUAAUUGCCAUGGGCUCAGCAGACCGAGAUGGUCGUCUCCAUCCUGGUGAUGAGCUGGUGUAUGUAGAUGGGAUUCCAGUGGCCGGCAAAACCCACCGAUAUGUGAUUGAUCUUAUGCAUAACGCUGCCCGAAACGGGCAAGUGAAUCUUACUGUGAGGAGAAAGGUGCUACCCACGGAGUCCUCCAGCCAGAAAGGUCCCCCUCCGCUCGGCGCGACGCCCCCUCGCAGCUCCCCCAGCGCUAGGAAAAUGGCCAAUAACCAAGGAGAACCGUGCCCAGAGAAUGGCAGAAGCCCAGGCUCGGUGUCUACACACCACAGUUCUCCAAGAAGUGACUACACUACUUAUGCUAACAGUAAUCACGCUGUCUCUAGUAGCAAUGCUACACCCCCCGAGGGCUUCACUUCUCCCAGCCUGCAAACCAGUGACGUUGUGAUCCACCGCAAGGAGAAUGAAGGCUUUGGCUUCGUUAUCAUCAGUUCCCUGAACAGGCCUGAAUCUGGGUCCACAAUAACUGUACCCCAUAAAAUAGGGCGGAUAAUUGAUGGAAGUCCUGCGGAUCGCUGUGCAAAACUUAAAGUUGGAGACCGGAUCUUAGCUGUGAAUGGCCAGUCUAUUAUUAACAUGCCUCAUGCAGAUAUUGUGAAGCUAAUUAAAGAUGCAGGUCUCAGUGUAACUCUUCGCAUCAUUCCUCAGGAGGAGCUGAACAGCCCGGCCUCGGCCCCCAGCUCGGAGAAGCAGAGCCCCAUGGCCCAGCAGCACAGCCCCAUGGCCCAGCAGAGUCCCCUGGCGCAGCAGAGCCCCGUCGCCCAGCACAGCCCCGUCGCCCAGCCACCGCCUCCGCAGCCCCUCCAGCUGCAGGGACACGAAAACAGUUAUAGGUCAGAAGUAAAAGCCAGACAAGAUGUGAAACCUGAUAUCCGGCAACCUCCAUUUACAGACUACAGGCAGUCCUCAACGGACUACCGACAGCCUCCGCUGGACUACAGGCAUCCUCCGGUGAUGGAUUACCAGCAGCCACCACCUCUCGACUACAGGCAGCCGCCCUUGAUAGAUUACAGGCAGCAUUCGCCCGACACCAGGCAGUACCCUCUGUCAGAGUACAGGCAGCCCCAGGACUUUGAUUAUUUCACCGUUGAUUUGGAGAAAGGAGCCAAAGGGUUUGGGUUUAGUAUUCGAGGAGGAAGGGAGUACAAAAUGGAUUUGUAUGUGUUGAGGUUAGCAGAAGAUGGACCAGCAAUAAGAAAUGGAAGGAUGAGGGUAGGAGAUCAAAUAAUUGAAAUCAAUGGAGAAAGCACAAGGGACAUGACACAUGCCAGAGCAAUAGAGCUAAUCAAGUCUGGUGGCAGGAGAGUGCGACUGUUGUUGAAACGUGGAACAGGCCAGGUCCCAGAAUAUGACGAACCAAACUCCUGGAGUGGUCCCUCUGCCACCUCCCCAGGUCUGCCGGAAGUAGCUCUUAAAAAAAAAUCAUCACACAUAGCCCCACCCUCUGACCCUUCUCACCAGAUAAGCCCAGAGCCAGCAUGGGAUAUCAAGAGGGAACACGAUGUAAGGAAACCAAAGGAGCUUUCGGUGAACGGUCACAAAAAGAAAAGGUUAGGAGAACAAAGAGAAAGGUCAGCAAGUCCUAAAAAGGUAGACAGGUCAAAGCAUGAAGAGGCUUCUUGGAAAGGAUAUUCAGAAGGCAAAAAUAAGACCACUGAUGGUGGCAGGCCCACCUCAGAAAGCAAAGUGGUGGGACACAGCCUAAUGAUUGAGGCUGGCGCGAGAGAGCACGUGUGUGCUGGAACCAGUGAUGAACAGUUUGGGAGGCUGAGGAAGCCGGAAAGCAAGAGAGGAGGAUCUCUUAGCAAAAAAGAAUCCACAAAUACCAGUGAGAAGAAGUCAGCUGCAGCAUCCGACCGUGUCAAGCUUGAUACAGGUGCUACCAAGACGUACAGUAGCAACCGCUGCAGCUCGCCUGGAAUUGAUAUGGACCACAGCCAGAAGGACCCUGAUGGGAAACCCAGCGAGUUCCCCAGGAAGGGACAUCUCCACUCCAUUAGCACUCGCAGCACCAACACCACAGUUCGAAAGGCAACGGUCUCCCCAGGGCCGUGGAAAAUCCCUGGCUCAGAUAAGCUACCUAGCGUCCUGAAGUCUGGUACUUCUGCCAUGAGCAGAUAAGCAAGGGACUGUUGCCCUCUAACUGUCUCAAACUGACGCAGAACAUUCUUCUUAGUUUUUGUCUCACAUUGGUUUGUUUUAAUUUAUUUUAACUAUCACACAUAUACACAAAGCAUUGAGGAAUGAAAACAUUAGUGUGUAAUUCCAUGACAAUGUGCACAGUAUCUAAUAAGUUCAAAAGCAUAUAGUCAACACGGAGAUUUAAAAUCGACCCUAAAGUCCCAGUUCCAUUUUAGGGACUUUGGCAGCUAUGGAAGAAACCAAAACAAUAUGAAGGACAGUACAUCAGAGAAGGAUAGUGCAGUGUAGCUUUAGCAUUUUUUCCCCACUGCAUGAAGGACUUGGAUUUCAUUCAAACUUUAUAUCAAGAAACUGGAACAAGUUAGAGCAAUCACAAACUGGAACAUCGCCUUAAAUAAAACUGCACGGAGCAAGCUGAAACCGAGAGAGGAUCUGUUCAUGGAGCUAAAAUGUUGUAAAUAAAUUGUUCUCGACAUAUCUAGACAGGGGUUAAAGGGUUUCUUUGAAGCAUCGUUUGGAACUGUACACCCGUGACACGUCUCCACUGUUAACGCUUUGGGAUAGUCCACGUGAUACCCUGUAGCAUAGUUCACCGGGCGCUACGGGAGGAGCGGGGAAUCCGGUGGAUUAGUUUCUGUGAUACCAUUUCUACUGCCAUUUUUGUGAACGAACCAUGUUUCUGUACAUUGGAAAGGAGUUAGGGUGGAGUUGUAUUUGCAAAUUAUUCUCAAAAGAGAUUUGUUACAGGUUCCCCAAAUCCUGCGAGGUAGCACACAAACCAAUUGGUCAGGCUCAAAACCCAGACGUCUGCAAGGCCCUUGCAAUGAAAGGUAGAGAGCUACAGAGAAAAAGCUGCAGUUUCCUUAAGGAAAGGCCUUUCCCUCCUGCAGAAAACAAGAGCUUCACUUAUCAACAGUGCUGUGUUUCAUACCCGUCUACAUUUAGUUAGGACACUCUCACCCGUCAUCCCCUCAGUUUGGCAGA
This is a messenger RNA of Fulmarus glacialis (Northern fulmar), 3315 nucleotides long. RefSeq names its product membrane-associated guanylate kinase, WW and PDZ domain-containing protein 2-like. Lineage: Eukaryota; Metazoa; Chordata; Aves; Procellariiformes; Procellariidae. The record is from RefSeq and is a predicted model, not a curated record. Gene Ontology annotation, cellular component: dendrite; cytoplasm. Gene Ontology annotation, biological process: receptor clustering; signal transduction. Gene Ontology annotation, molecular function: type II activin receptor binding; beta-1 adrenergic receptor binding; signaling receptor complex adaptor activity.